AAAAACCGUCAACAAAUAUUCCGGGUGUUUUUUUCUCGAAAAAUAUUGUGCCUUUUUAUACAAACCGUAAAACGUCGAUGCAGUGACUGUUGCAGCAAUGCUGUCGCGGCUGUUAAAGGAGCAUCAGGCAAAGCAAAACGAAAGGAAAGAACUUCAAGAACGACGACGUCGUGAAGCCAUCGCAGCUGCCACCAGCUUAACGGAGGCCUUAGUGGACCACCUGAAUGUGGGAGUGGCUCAGGCGUACGUCAAUCAGCGCAAACUGGACCAUGAGGUGAAGACGCUGCAGGUGCAGGCAUCUCAAUUUGCUAAACAGACUUCACAGUGGAUCAGCAUGGUGGAAAACUUCAACCAAGCUUUGAAGGAAAUUGGCGAUGUGGAGAACUGGGCACGCAGCAUCGAGAUGGACAUGAGGACUAUCGCCACAGCUCUUGAGUAUGUGCACAAAGGCCAGAUUCAGACAGCAUCUUCCUAGAAUGCCCUUGCAGAGGGACAGAGAAAAUGGAACAUCUGGUUUCACUGUACACCUCAGUAGUGUAGACCUUGGAUUUCUGCUACAGGGGCUGAAUGGACUGGCUUAUGAUGAGCUGCAAAUGUCUUGACUCAGACUUUCAGCUUAAACAUAGACAUGUUUGUACUGUAGAUGAUGUUGCUUAAUGAUUGUGUAUUUUAUCUGGAAUGUUUUUUAACAGUUCAGAAUAGAAAAACCUACAGCUUUAUAGUUUGCGGUUAAAAAAAAACUGAAAGUAUGUAAGAAAAAUGUUUUAAUGGUCUUUUAGGAUGGAGGGUAACAGUCCUGAAAGCUUACACAAGUCCAAUAUGAAGCACAGUUAAUCUGGACAGUGACAUUGCCUCACGUGUAAAACACUUUGAAUAAAAAUUAAUACCUGUAAAUGUUAUAGUAAUGCACUGAACCAGUAAGUGGCAGCAUGUACUUACUGAAUUUUCUUAAAUAAAUAAAUAGAAUAGAAUAUUCAAUUAUUUGUCACACUUAAAUAUUUCAGAUCAUCAAACAAAUUUACAUACCUCAAGUUAACCAGAGAAAAUACAAAACACAGUUAUUAAAUGAUAAUUUCAUUUAUAUGGGGAAAAAAAAAGCUGUACAAACUUACUUGGCCCUGUAUGUGAAAAAAGUAAUCCCCCUCCACCUCGCCAAAUCAUAAAUUAUUAACCUUAAAUAUGGGUAAUUCAAUUUCUCAUAUCACACCCAGGCCUGAUUACUGCCAGACCUUUUGAAUCAAGAAAUCACUUGCAUAGAACCUGCCUGACGAAAUUAAGCAAGAUCUAAAUUUCCCAACACUGUACGAGUAUAUAUGUUUUUAAAAAUGUAAUUGUGUCUGAGUGCAUGUGUUUUUUCAACUUCUUCAGAACUUUGAAAGAUUUACAUGAAAGAAAAUGACUGAGCUUAUAAAACUCAAAAAUGGAAUAACUAAUAAUAUUGUUCAGGGUGUUGAUAGAUAAUGAUGAACAAACACUGUAUGAGAAAUAAAGCAGAUGGAAAUAGCUUAAAUAUGUUUGAUAUGCUACAGUUUGAUUUGAUUUGGUGUGCUAAUACCCUGACUUGGAUUAAAUUGGACUAUUCUUUAAAACUAAAUCUAAUUAAAUGACAUAGACAAUAAAUGAAAGUAAU
Messenger RNA from Clarias gariepinus (North African catfish), 1630 nucleotides. It is a transcript of the gene bloc1s1, whose product is annotated as biogenesis of lysosomal organelles complex-1, subunit 1. The record is from RefSeq and is a predicted model, not a curated record. Gene Ontology annotation, biological process: endosomal transport. Gene Ontology annotation, cellular component: BLOC-1 complex. The coding region runs from base 98 to 475 and encodes 125 amino acids. NCBI's taxonomy places the organism in Eukaryota, Metazoa, Chordata, Actinopteri, Siluriformes, Clariidae. The transcript has 4 exons.